Molecule: messenger RNA, 1191 nt
Organism: Ectocarpus sp. CCAP 1310/34
Lineage: Eukaryota; Phaeophyceae; Ectocarpales; Ectocarpaceae
Source: the annotation of a GenBank genome assembly
CAGCAGGGAUACAACUUGGCCCCGCUGCUGUUCAACUUGUUCUUUGCCGCGAUGCCCAUGGUCGCCGUGGCCGAGUUCGACAAGGACCCCAAGGUGACGGCGGACAUGGUCAAGAUCGGGACACAAGUGGAGUACACGGGCAAGAAGGGCAGGUCGGCGGGGAAGAAGACGACGGUGGUGACAGACGCGGAGGCCUUGUGGGCCAUGCUCUACGCUGACGACGCGGCCAUCGUCUCGCGCUCGCCGGAGAGUCUCGAGAAGAUGAUGUCGGUCACCGCCGCCGGCCAGACGUACAAGCAGACAGAUCGGUUUGUGUACCUCGGACGUACCAUCUCCGCGGACGGGAAGGCCGACCGGGAGAUCACGAGCCGCAGCUGCCGAGCGUGGAAGUGCUACCGCCGGAACAGUGCUUCGAUGUACGACAGGCGACGGGCCAACCGCCAGCUCAAGAUCCGGCUUCUCCAGGCUGAAGUGGUGGAGACUCUCCUGUAUGGGUGCGCCUCGUGGAGCCUAACAGCGGAGCACUACACGAAGCUCAAUGGGACCCACCGUCAGUUCCUCACACGGUGCAUCGGCUGGAGCAAGCGGAAACGCUCAGACCGCCCCCUCUCCUAUGCCCAGGUCCUCAUCCAGGCAGGCUGCGAGGAAACCAUCGAGGCCACCGCGCGCAAACGGAGACUAUGUUUCGUGGGCUUUGUCAUGCGCAUGGAGGACAGCCGCCUCCCCAAGCGCAUGCUGUCAGGAGCGAUGGCGGGGGGCGCCGGAUACCGGGGCGGGCAGGAGAGCGACUGGGUGUCUCGUCUAGGAGAGGACCUCGUGGCCUUCAACAUGGGAGCCGAAAAGGAAGGGGGGAAAUGGAAAGAGAGCGUCAAGGACCCGGAGGUGUGGUACAGCAAGGUCGAGAACGGGGCGGCAUGGCUCAUGAGGAAAUGGCACAGGCAGGAAGCGGAAGCGUCCGCGAAGCGCCAGCGUGCGAGGGAAGCAGAAGCAGAGAGUACGGCCAUCUCAGGACCGAAGAGAAAGAGAGUCGGGGAAGCGGCGGUGGGGGGGAAGAAACGGCGACCGGGCACUGCUGUAGAAGCGAGUAGGGCGGCCGAGGCAGCACUUGUGGCGAACCUUUUUUUUUUUUUCCCCUCUCAUCAUUCGACUCUGUCGGCUGUCCCUCUGGCCCCUAACUUCCACUUCUACUAG